Messenger RNA from Larimichthys crocea (large yellow croaker), 6524 nucleotides. It is a transcript of the gene kcnj14, whose product is annotated as potassium inwardly rectifying channel subfamily J member 14. The coding region runs from base 2402 to 4009 and encodes 535 amino acids. Gene Ontology annotation, molecular function: inward rectifier potassium channel activity. Gene Ontology annotation, biological process: potassium ion import across plasma membrane; regulation of monoatomic ion transmembrane transport. The transcript is spliced from 5 exons. The record is from RefSeq and is a predicted model, not a curated record. Gene Ontology annotation, cellular component: plasma membrane. NCBI's taxonomy places the organism in Eukaryota, Metazoa, Chordata, Actinopteri, Sciaenidae.
AGGUGUGUCGCUGCUCCUUUACCUGCUCACCUGUCCUGCCUUUCAACACCUCCGUGCCACCCAUGAGUGAGUUUCUCCGGAGGAGGCAUCAAAGUUUCCAGCCACAUGCUUCAUGACCACAGUGCGGGACAUUUAGUCAAGGCUCCAUCGUUCCCCGAGUACACCUAGGGGACAUUUUCCCUGUUGACCUGAGUUUGCUCCUUUGAGUUAAGACUGUCUACACGAAAACCUCCACCAUAAUGGACCAGUAAGAUAAUCCAGUAACAAUCCAAGGUCUGCAUGAGAGAAACCUAAGAGAUACACUCGACUGGCAGUGUGUUAAACAAGAAGGUCCCAAGGGAUUCAAAACAGACAACCGGCAUCUCAGUAAAGAGAACUGAAAAGCAGCAGACUCUUCUGUUGUCUUCUCCUUCCCCCAAAGCUCAAUGCUUUAACUGAGCAUGUGUCAUAAAGAGAGGACAACUCACAAGCAAAGAUGAACCCUUAUGUCACCUCACACUUUAGGAGGGAUCUUUUUCCCCAUUUCCAUUUGUUGUAGACUUUUGUCGACCCUGCUGUUACUGGUCGAAUGAAAUGGGCUCUUCUAUAUUUGUACAAUUUUAGCAAUAGUUGCUGUCUAUUGUUGCUCUUGUGUGUUGUUCUUGCACUCGCCACAGUGUAGGGUUUGAUUGUGUCUGCUGAUCCAAACAGACUGGAUAACCAUACUCUUGUAUACUUGUCAGGAUUUAGCAGUAGAGUUCUCUGGAAAUGGUUGGGCAAGGUAAAUACUAACACUACAAGUAUACCUGAUAUUUUUGCACAUUUCUCAGUUUUUCUAUAUAUUAAGGAAUAAUGUAUGCAAAUGCAUGAUUUUUUAGAUUAAGUAUUUUUGCUGCACUACAUUAUCCUGCGUGUUAUUUCCGCACUAGAUCUGCAUAUGAUUUUGUUUGUGGAUCGUCUCUGAUGUUCAUGUAGCCUUUUGUGAACUGGUUCAAACAGAUGCUGAGUUAGAGAGCCAACAAUCUAGGCCAGCUGGUCUAUCAACUUUGGCACCAGGCCUCCAGAACAAAUGUUGAAAACUUCCCCAGGUGACCUGUGUGCUUACCAUUUCCCUCCAUAUAUAUCUUCCACUUAAAGCUGAGAGCAUGAGUAAUAUUGGAGAUAGAUCAAAGUAAUCUCUCUCUUUCUCUGUCGUUUUCUUCCCUUCUUCUUAUCUUUUCUCAGCCGUAAUGCUGAACUCUAAUGAGGUAUGUCUGCUCUGAGAGACUAACUGUUGCAGGUGAUUGCUAACAGCCGUGUAGUUCAGGUCAAUAUUAUCUAGGCAGUCAUUCGGUCAGUCAGUACACAAAGCAAGUCUUCACCAAAUCAACAAUGGCGAUCAAACAGAUAUGUCGACCCUUUGAAAGACAAUGUGAAAUUGUUAAAGCAGUGACAUGACUGAAAAGGAAAUGGCAAACAAAACAUGGUUCUUUCAGUUGGGACCCUCUUGUUAGGUAAAAGUGACGUUUCCUUAAUUUGUAAAGGAAGACUAGUUAAAGUCUGAUGAAACUGAUACAUUGUGUAAACCUGCUUAUUAAAUUGUCUGUACUGUAUUCAGUGCUUUAUCCAGAAUGUAUUGGCACUGAAUUGUGAAUGAUGAUUUACUGAAAUUACUGUAUUCUUUGUUUUUCUCAUGCCCAUACCAAGAAGUUGUGAAACUGCAAAGAACUUUGAUCGUAAGAAUUAGCAUGUUUUUUGUGCUUUUCUUGACAGCAUGUUAAAAAUGAUUUUAUCAUAUCAUCCCAUUUAAAGUCAAUUUGAUCUGUAUGCACCUUGUCACAGUAUUAUGCAAGGUAUCCUGUAAUGAGCUGUAUAUCCUUGACAUGUUUCCUACUCGCAUUAUCCUUUUGUAGCUUUUAUCAAUUGAUACCUGCUCGUGGCUUCCCCUUUACUGUUUUGGACUGAACAGAACCAAUCCUGCAUGCUUUUGUGAUGUCUGUUGAGGUCACUCCAGCCCUACAACUCCUUGUCAAAUUAGUUCUUGCAAACGGGAGGUAACAGUAAUAGACUCCUUAGGCUACUGCUGACAUCUUUCUUCUAAGCUCGCCUCACGUUACUUACCUUAGUGAGUAUUAUCUUUAAGGACAUUGGUUGCUAAUAAAUACACCUGUGGACCUAAUUCAAGAAAGCCCACUUUGUUGCUGAGGGAUCUAUCACAAGUUGGGAAAAGUAAACAAGUGUUUGAUGUCCAAUGGCCUUGGAGGGAAUUAUCCUCUUGUUGGCCACUAUAGACUUGCAAUUAUCUCUUCAAUAAGACAGAUUUAAAGACUGACUGUGUUGUGAAGCUCCACAGACUUUUGACUUAUCAACAAUCAAAUCAAGGCACACUGUGGAAUACUGAGUAACUGAACUUCUCCAUAAGAGAGAGGAGACUUAAUAGUGCAUGAUGGGGGCGGCACGUGUGAAACGCCGUUUCAGUGCUGUGGUUGAUGGGCCUGUGGAGGAGGAGGAGGUCAUGAGGCUGGCACAGAGUGCUGCAGAUACGGCUAGGGCAGGGGGGAGUCCAACAGGGUCAGGGACCCCAACCAGCCCCUCCCCGAUCCAUGCCCUGAACGGCAGAACUCUACCUCUCCAAAGCAACACCAACAAUGCGCGGAGGCAGAGUGCCAUUGGAGAGUCAGUUGGAGGAGAUGCAGGAGAAGGCGGGGUGAGAGCAGGAGGAAUGUGCUCAGGGCUAAGGAGUGGAAGAGGCAGUAGUGUAGGAGGAAGAGGUAAAGGCCGGUCAUCCUCUGACCAGGAUUCACUCUCUUCCCCCUCCACUACCAGACGCCGGCGCACCAGGCGUUCAAGCCGCCGGCCCCGACAACGCUUUGUGGGCAAGGACGGACGCUGCAACGUCACCUUUGUCAACAUGAGCGAGAGGGGCCAGCGCUACCUCAGUGACCUUUUCACCACCUGUGUGGACAUCCGCUGGCGUUGGAUGUUGGUCAUCUUCACCCUCUCCUUCCUUCUCUCCUGGCUGUUCUUUGGAUUUGCCUUCUGGCUUAUUGCCUCCAUGCAUGGGGACCUUUCCAUUCGGCUUACCCCCAGCUCAGGUUCCUCCCUGGGAUCAGGAGAGGCUGGGUCUGGAGGAGAGUCUGAUAGAGAGGCAGUUGUUGAGGAGCCGUGCUUCCUCCAGGUGAACAGCUUCAUGGCGGCCUUUUUAUUCUCCUUGGAGACGCAGACAUCCAUUGGUUACGGAUUCAGAAGCGUGACCGAAGAAUGUCCCCUGGCGGUGAUGGCGGUCGUUUUGCAGUGCAUUUUGGGCUGCAUUAUUGACGCCUUCAUCAUCGGGGCAGUCAUGGCAAAGAUUGCCAAGCCCAAGAAGCGCAACCAAACAUUGGUGUUCUCUGACACAGCUGUGGUGGCGCUGAGGGAUGGGAAACUCUGCAUGAUGUGGAGGGUUGGAAACCUCCGCAAGAGCCACCUGGUAGAGGCGCAUGUUCGAGCACAACUACUGAAGCCAAGGGUGACGGAAGAGGGAGAGUUCCUCCCACUGGACAAUGCUGACAUCAACGUGGGUUUUGACACUGGCACUGACCGCAUCUUCUUGGUCUCGCCAGUUACAAUUGUCCACGAGAUCAACGAUGAGUCACCCUUCUUCGAGAUUGACCAAAAGACUCUGGAGAAUGAUCCUGACUUGGAGGUAGUGGUCAUACUCGAGGGCAUGGUGGAGGCUACAGCCAUGACCACACAGUGCCGUAGCUCCUAUCUGGCUUCUGAAAUCCACUGGGGACACCGAUUUGAACCAGUGCUCUUUGAGAAGAAAGACGGCUACCAGGUGGACUACUCAUUCUUCCAUCGGACGUAUGAGAUCCCAAACACACCUUCAUGCAGUGCUAAAGAGCUGGCUGAGCAGAAGUACAUUCAAAGCUCAUGCUCGUCAUUCUGCUAUGAGAACGAAGUGGCUCUGCAACUCGUCUCCCCAGAUGAUGAGCCUGACAAAGACCCUGAGUGUCCCUCCCCACCGACCCGAAAGCAGUCCCUGGCAGAACAUCUCCACUAUAACUGAACCCCUGAGAUAGGAGGCCUUAAGGAGAAAAAGACAGGAGGAUGAAGAUUUUAGAGGAAGAAAAGGCAAAACAAAAGGGUUAGACAGGUAGAAAUCUGCAGACCAAGAGAGACAGGAAUGAGAGUAGAUAGGACCAAGGAAUUGCCAGUGUCAGGAUAAAAGAUAGGGAGUCCAGAAUAAGAGCAAGUUAUUUAGAGAAGUUCUACUCUACAGAUUAACACAGAAAAAACGAAAGCAUAUGGACAGAUAGAGGAACAGCUUGGGGUCAGUCUAUAGGGGAGAUGGCUUACAACACUGACCAAGUUGUCUGAUUGGUCCUGGCAAUCUUUAAAAAUCAUUAAAAACUUGUCUGCUAAGUCUCUUAUUUGGCCCAUCACUACCACAACCAACCUGCUCAUCUGUCUUUAAUGCCUGGCAGAAUACACAACAUCACCCCAUGGUGGCUCUAGCUUGGAACUGCAGCCUUCCAGUUUGAUAAUCGUGACCUCAAUAUGAUGUGGCUUCUCUAUGAAAUGAAUGGUAGUGUACCUACUGUGGUACAACUCAGGAAUGUUUUCCACUUUACUGAUUUAUCAUCUAAAUGCUCUAUUUUCUUAUGGUAAGUAUGAAUAGUGCACAUUUUGUGAUACUUUGAUCUUGGGGCAGUUGAGUUGAGUAUUAUGCCAGGCUAUACUCCUAGAGCCAAAGCAGAGCAACAGUAACAUAGAGAAACAGCUGAAAACUAGCAGCGGUUUUGAGCAGUUCCUUUCCAUGUUACAUGCUGUAUGUUGUUUGUUUUUUGGCUUUUUUGUGUCAUGAAAAAAAGGUGCACUGAUUGUAUCUUGCUUAUUUAAUCUAACAUUUUAUAUUGAAGUAAUUGGCAUGUGGUCAGAGGAAGCAUGGGUUUGUUAGAAAUGAUGAUAGAUGAUAAAGUUUGUGUCCAGGCAAGUUAUUACCAUACAUUUUUUUCUUGCACUACUAUCUACAUACAGUAUUGUCUCUGUUCUGUGUUGCUAAAAUCAACCACACUGUAUUGUUUUGCUUUGUUACUUUUGGAUUCUAGCACUUAGUGACUGUAAUGUUUUAAGUGUCUUGGCACUUGGAAGACCCUUGACAGUUCGGACUGAAUCCAAGGCAAAAUGGGUUGCUCUCACUUACUCUGUGUCUAUAAGAAUAAAACAGCUGUCUAAAAUCUGCACACGGGAUAAGGAUUGAACUGGAACUUCACCAUGUUCAUAAAUAAUCCUGUAUUUUUGUUCCCAUAAAAUCAUGUGACCAUACUGUAAUUCUAAUGUGUUACAGUUGGUUUCUGUCACAAAUUGUGUGAACAGUGUAGUGAGUGGUGCCUUCAUAACAAACCAGAGAUAUUGCAACUGGCCCUUCAUCUGCAGCAGUUAAUUUCAUGUUUAAAAUGUGCUUUUAUUAUGUGUAUUUUCAUGAUGAUACUUAUGCAAGUGUUUUUUUUUUCAGUCACUUUAACGUUCACAGUAUGUUGUUCUAGGUAGACAAAAAUGUCUAUGCAAAUUAAUUACUGUGAAUCUGCUCAGUAACUGAGUAGUCUCAAUAUAAACAUGCACUUAAAGAAGCUUAAAGCUGUAUUGUAUUGUAGAAUAUUUAAUAGUUGCACUUUGUAGUUAUAUUGAAAAGCACCUGGAAUGUUCUUGUUUAUUUUAGAUCCUGUAAUAAGUUGCAGUAAAUUAUGCCACCUGAGUAUUUAAGUGUUUGAUUACAGGUAAAAGAAAAUGUAACUCAGUGUCAGGAGUGCAACAUGAUAUUUAGUGUUGACCAAUAAUCAGCCUGACCAACGCACAACCUGGAAACUUGUUCUUUGUACUUUGCACAAAAGUAAUACAUGAAGACUAAUAUCACUAAAGAAGCUCUAUAACAGCACAGUAGUGUUGCUGGAUCAGUACAGGUUAGCCACAGUGCAUCAGUCACAGUGUUUCACUCCAGUUGUUGAAAGAUUUAUUCAUGGUUACCUCAGGGAGGUUGAGGUAUUGAUAACAUAUUUCCGUUACAAUUAGUGCUAUUCAAUGUUUGUAUCCCCCCUUACAUUUCUCCUUCAUGGCCACCAUGUUCUAUUUAUAGGCUGCACGGUGGGUCAUGUCACUCACCCUGCCUCCACUUCCAUGAAAUGUAACUUGACCUUUCAGCAACGUCACUUUAACGAUAGCACUUUUUAAACACCCCAGAAAGAAAUAGACAGAUAGAUCUGGUCAUUUCACUGGUCGCUUAGGAUUCACAACUCAGACACUACAUUUUUAAAUCAUAGGUAUUUAUAAUAUACAUAGUGUAAAAUACAUAGUAUACUGUAAUACUACAUACAUUUUUAAUGAACUAGUGACAUGAAACCAAUAAAAGCUGUACCUACUUUCCUUGGUUACUCUUCUAAAGAGAAAGGGAAACCUCUCUUCUCCAACAUUGAACUGUAAUUUCAGAGCUGCCUCAGGCACAGAGCACUUCCAAAUGAAACUGAACUGUGUUGUAGAGCGAAUAAAACACAGGGAUUUAUUUGCAAUUAUUGUGUGCUUCUUUA